This is a messenger RNA of Colletotrichum phormii, 806 nucleotides long. RefSeq lists its product as uncharacterized. Bases 57 to 806 code for a protein of 249 amino acids. The transcript has 2 exons. NCBI's taxonomy places the organism in Eukaryota, Fungi, Ascomycota, Sordariomycetes, Glomerellales, Glomerellaceae. The record is from RefSeq and is a predicted model, not a curated record.
ACCACAAGCAGGCCAACUCCUAGCCAUCAAGUCGCGCAAGAACAUCUGACAUCAAUAUGGCCGAAUCAACAGAGAAACAGGAGAAUCCCGGUAUACUCCCUUCGAUUGAGUUUUCUCCGGUUGUCAAGGUCGAGAGCUCUCCUGCUAUCGAUCCUCUACCUUCUUCUCCCAUGAACCCUCCGACCGAGGCUUCUUCUGUCACCGGCCAUCCCAUACAGGCUUCUCCAGCCAACGAUCCUCCGGUUCAUGUUUCUCCUCCCGUCAACCCCCCGGUCCAGGCUUUUGCUCCUCUGGACGGGACUUCUUCUAUCAUCGACGCCGUGGACCAGGCUCCUCCCGCCAACAGUCCUCGCCCCGUCAUUGAAGCUCGUGCCCCGCAUCCUCCUGUCGUUUUACCUCCGCUUCCUGCACGUCACAGUAACGAGCCGCCAAGCCAAACUCGUCUCUCCAUUCCACAACUAUCCUACCCUUCUCUCAUCUCCAAUCGCCCUCCUACCAAUCCGAAUUUGAGCCAACACUACAGAUUUCAGAGCCCGAUGGGAAUAUGUCAGGGAAUGGAGACAGAGAUCUUGUCCAAUGCCCUUGGCAGCAUGACCGGCAGGGGAGACGAAGAAAAGUUCAAGACGCCAGUGGAGUAUGCGGUUAUUCUCCAAAUGAAGACGAAGAUGACAGCGAGCCUGGAUCAGGCAGUUGCUGAAAGAACUCGUGUCGAAGACGAUUUUCGGAAAGUCUCAGGUCAACCACAGGGCGGGUUGGUUGGGAUGAGUGGGGCGGUCGUCGACAUGGUGAAGGGCAUUGACUGUUAG